Messenger RNA from Wyeomyia smithii (pitcher-plant mosquito), 2282 nucleotides. Its product is annotated as BOS complex subunit ncln. Gene Ontology annotation, biological process: regulation of signal transduction. The coding region runs from base 255 to 1916 and encodes 553 amino acids. The transcript has 4 exons. NCBI's taxonomy places the organism in Eukaryota, Metazoa, Arthropoda, Insecta, Diptera, Culicidae. Gene Ontology annotation, cellular component: endoplasmic reticulum membrane. The record is from RefSeq and is a predicted model, not a curated record.
UCACUGUUUCGACUUUUCAUUUUUUCGUUCCUCAAAUGAUCACAUUCACUUUAUUAAUAGUUGGAACCUGUCGAGCCAAAUACUCUUCCCAUUUGAAACUCAAUGGAAGGUCGUUAAAUUAGUGCCAUUUUUCUUAUCCAUUUAUAAGUGAAUUGUAGAUACCGGAGCAAUAUUUAUUCGUUACGGGAGUUUUCCUUUGAAAGCUCCUAUUACUCAAGUAGACGUAUUUUGUGAAAGCCUCAUAAAAAGUGAAGAUGUUCGAAGAUGCUAAUUUAGCCGACUUUUUCCGUGGUGGAUUACCGUACUACCUGCUAAUUGCAUUACCGAUUUUGAUCAUUUGUUCCUCGAAUCCGGUGUUAGCCGCGAGUGAAUUCGGUGUGCAACGUAUGUCCCAGUAUGACGUACACGGUGUUCCCUACGGCUGUCGCACAUCUGCCCUGAAUAUGGAAGCCAAAUCGUUAUACACUUGGCAAACGUUCCGGCACUGUGUGAUUACCCGUUUUCAGGACAUGACAAUCGAUCAGUUUCGUGAAAUCAGGGCCAAGGCUGGCGGCUUGGUGAUUCUGUUGCCGAAUUAUGUUUCAUCGCUCAGUAUGGAGGAAAAACAGCAUAUUCACCUAUUAGAACAAGCAAUGAUGCUGCAGGAAAUUUCCAUUCCAGUGUACUUUUCUCGUUACAAUCCAAAGUUGAACGAGAUUAUCAACGAUGUAACGAAAACUAGCACUUUCGCCCAGCAACAACAGCAGCAGCAGUCUUCCAAACAACGUGAAUCGGCUAUUAGCGAAAUUUUAGGCUCGAUUUCCGCUAAUGGAUACCAGAUAGCUGUUACCGGUACCGGGCACAGUCCAAACAAACAGACCAAAAUUCCGAUUAUUCAGGGCGAGCUGACACCGACUAAGCACACGGCUAAAUCAGUGGACAGUGAAAGCAAACUUCCCUUGAUCAUUUUGACUGCUCACGUUGACACGUUUGGUCUAAUUCAUGGAUCACUGAAAAACGCCGACACGGCGAUAUUACUCACGUUAAUUGAACUAUUCAGCAAACUUCAUGCUAGUAUUCCAAAGUAUCGACUCAUGUUUCUGGUGUCCGAGUCUGGAAGUUUGCUGAACUUCCAGGGCAUGAAGAAAUGGCUCGACAGCAAUCUCGAUGAAAAUUUGCAAGUGCAACAAGCUGAGUUUGUCGUAUGCCUAGAUUCCAUCGGCAAGACGCUAUCUAAUGAUAACAUUUUUAUGCACGUAUCGAAACCUCCGAAGGAGGGAACAUCGAUGAAUAGUUUCUACCGUACGCUGAAAACCGUUGCUCAACGUUAUGGAAAUGUGACCGUCGAAGGUGUUCAUAAGAAGAUUAACCUGGCUGAUACUCUGUUAGCAUGGGAGCACGAGCGUUUCAGCAUGAAGCGGAUGCCAGCGUUCACCCUUUCCAGUUUAAAGUCCCAUAAGGAUCCCCUACGGAACACAAUUUUCGAAGACGAUGACGAGGAAGAUCAGCUGGAUCGGUUGGAAACAAACGUGAAAAUUCUGGCGGAAACCCUGGCCAGCUAUAUAUACAACGUGCCGGCGGAGAAUGCUGGGGAAAUCUUCACCGGCUCGAUGGCAAUCACCAAAGAUAACGUUAGACCAUGGAUGAACGUGCGCUCGGGGCAGCAAAACAAUGAUCUCAAAUAUGCCUUCGAAAAAUACCUCAAAAAUGUGAAAGUCACAUUCGAAAAGCCCGAUGCUCGGGAACCGGACUUUAUGCUGUACGACGAUCGGGACGCUGUACUCAACAUUUACAACGUCAAGCCGGCCGUUUUUGAUCUAUUUCUAACGUUCAUGAUUGUGGCCUAUCUGGCGGUGAUCUAUCUGGCUAUCUUCCAUUUCCCGAAGGUGUAUACCUUCGUUUGUCGCAUGACGGUCACUAAAAGCAAGGUUAACUAGUGGCUGUCGUAAGUUAAAUUGGUAGUUAAGAUAAAGGUUUAUUAGAGCCAUACCAGGGCAUGGAAGGAGAUCCUCGCCUGCGUAAUUUGGGCUUGCAAAGGGCAGAUGCAGUUGCGCUGUUUUGUUUCAAUACCAGUUAUAAUUUAUUGCUAUUGUAAUAGAAGACGGGGUGUUUUCAGAGAUUUUACUGAAUACGCCAAAAUGGUUGCUUGUGUGCAUUUAAUUUGUUAGAAUAUAAAAGAGAAAUGGAAAUUCAUCAACGCUGGACUCAUUUAAACUAGAAACAUUAUUGUUUGUUUGUUAGUGUAGGCAGAUCGAGCCAAAUCGAAUCAAAUAUAAUAAAAAUCUUUGUGGAAAUUGUGGAAA